Empidonax traillii (willow flycatcher) is the source of this 1702-nucleotide messenger RNA. It is a transcript of the gene PRR18, whose product is annotated as proline rich 18. The coding region runs from base 532 to 1332 and encodes 266 amino acids. The transcript has a single exon. The record is from RefSeq and is a predicted model, not a curated record. Lineage: Eukaryota; Metazoa; Chordata; Aves; Passeriformes; Tyrannidae.
GCUCUUGUCCUUAAAUUUGGUGUAGUAGCAAGUCUGCAAGUUGUCUGAGUGUGAGUGCAGUCUUGUCUAGUCUGCCUAACCUUAUUCACGGUAAUUCAAGUAAUCAAGGAGCUCAAAAUAUCAUUAAAGUUUUGAAGAGGGUGUUAGUGUAAUGUGACAUUAAAAUACUGCCCUUUCACAUUUGGACGCUUGAGGACUCUGGGAAGAAUUUGGAGCCUGUUUGCCCUAGGGGCGUGCAUGAGCCCCGCCGUACUGUUCUUUACCUUCGGCUCUGCUGUGGGCCGGGCGGAAGAGGAUCGGGAAAAGUAGCACUCGCAGCGAGCUAGUGAGGCUCGUUCAGGAAGAACGGACAGUGCCGGCAGUACCCCAAUCCCUGCCCGCACGCCCACCCCGCGCCGGGGAAGGGUGUUCCCGGGGCGGGCGAAGGGCGGGAAGGGGGGCGGGUUAUCGGGAGGGAAAAGCCACGACUGUCGGUGCAGAUCGAGCUCGCAUCCAGCGCCGGCGGUCGGGGCUCCUCGUCUGCCUGUGGCCAUGGGGCUGCAGCCCCGGCGCGCCGCGGGCCCCUGCCCGCCCGCGGGGAGAGGCGCCGCUCUGCCCGGAGCGCGCCCCACGGCUCCCUGGGCCCGCAGCGAUGAGCCGGAGGGAGCUCCCGGCCGCACCGCCACCCUGCCGCCUCUCCUGCCGGCCCCCACGGCUUCCUCCGCUGCCGCCCGGCUGCAGCCCAAGAAGCCGCCGGCGGCCGCCUCGGCUCCCAAGAAGGCAGCGCCGCGGCCCGCGGAGGAGAAGGCACCGAGGAAGGCGCGGGGAGCGCCCCCGGAGCGGCCAGGUCCCCUCUCCAGCUCCUGGCCCUGCUCGUCCCUGCAGCGGCCGCCGCCACGGAGGGUGCCGGCUGAGCGGGGAGCGCGGCCCCAGCCCGCCCCGCCGCAGGCGCGGGGGCGCCCGGGGGCGGGCAGCCGCUCCUGUGAGAGCCUCGGCGGGGGACCGGGGGAGGCGGCGGGGCGCUUCUCUCUCAGCCUGCCCCCGGAGGCGAUUCGAGUGCUGCAGCGCCGCAGCCUGGAGCGACAGCGGGGGCAAAUCACCCCCGCGCCCGGCGGCAGAGCGACCCUGGCCCGGCGCGGCGGCGGCGACCUGCGCGCCCUGCUGAAGGUUUCGCUGCUCAACGACCAGCACCGCUACGACGACGAGGAGUAUGAGGAGGAGGAGGAGGCGGGGGCGGCAGCAGACGAGGGGCUGGUGCGGAAAUGCACUGAGUGGCUGCGCGGCGUGGAGAAAGCGGUCGGCCGCGACCACCCCGAGCGGCUGGAGACGCUGCCGCACCUCGGCACCCUCUGAGCCGCCCCGGGACCGGGGCCGGGGGAGCGGCGCGGAGGGGCCUCCGGUUCGAGAGGUGGGGCCGCCGUCUGCAGCAGUCAUAGCCUUUGUCGUGCCGUCGGCGCCGGGGGUCCCGCCGUGGGGCUGUUCGCAGAGCCCCCCGUCCUGGAGCCGAUGUGGGGGGCGGCGCCACCGCUGGGGCGAGGGACAAAGGAGCGGCGACGGCCGGUGCUCGGAGGGAGGGCAGCUGGCUUUGGGCAUCCUGCCUCCACCCUUGGGGUUUUUUUUUAAGACUUACGAGUACUUUAUAAGAUGUGCGUAAUGGUUUUGUAUAUUUGUACAUAAAAGUUCAUUUUUAUUUAUUUGAAUAAAUGACUCCUGUGUUGCGGUA